AUGGUAAUCACAGAUGCCCAAAAAGAUAAAGAAAAGAAAGGAGUGGGCCCUGGAGGGAUGAUAUAUACUCAACAGCAAGGGAUACCACAAGGGGGCGCCACGGGUCUGCAGCAACAGCCGAUGCAGGAUCCGAUCAAUGCCCUUCAGAACCUUGCAAUGCAAGGAACCACAGUACCUGGCCAGCAAACAGGAAUACUGACACCCCAGCAACAGGCCCAGAUGCAGCAGCAGCAGCAACAGCAACAACACCGACAACAGUUCAUGCAGCAACAAAUGUUACUACAACAGCAACAGCAGCAGCAACAACAACAACAACAGCAACAGCAACAGCAGCGCAACAUGGCCAGCUUGCAGCAGCCACAACGACCCCCAUUACAGAGACAGGACGCGUUCAUUGUGACGUCUGCUGACAAGGUCCAGAUCCAGCCUGUUGCCCAACAGCUGCCAGCCAGCUCCAACCCACAGCAGCAGCAACAACAGCAGCCCCAAUAUCAGCAUCAGAACAUGGCUUUAGGACAACCACGGCCUGGACCCCCUAUGUCCCAGCCUGGGGGCUUCCCUCAGUCGGUAAGGCAGUAUUUCUGAUGAAUUAUGUGGGUA
Molecule: messenger RNA, 600 nt
Organism: Mizuhopecten yessoensis (Yesso scallop)
Lineage: Eukaryota; Metazoa; Mollusca; Bivalvia; Pectinida; Pectinidae
Exons: 4
Coding region: 1-585 (194 amino acids)
Source: RefSeq, a predicted model, not a curated record